AUGGCAGAAACAAACCCCGAAUCUCAACCGGAAGUUAUGGAGGAGAGCGAAGAGCAGAGGAUGAAACGUUUGGAAUUCGUGCAAGUUGCGGCGUUCCAUGCGGUGAUUUUUGCUGCAAAGGUCUACAAUUACGCCAAGGACAAAUCAGGGCCUCUGAAGCCCGGAAUUCAGACUGUCGAGGGCACCGUCAAGACCGUCGUUGGACCCGUCUAUGACAAAUACCAUGGUGUUCCCGUCGAACUUCUCAAAUUUGCUGAUCGCAAGGUAGAUGAGUCGAUGAACAAGGUACAGAGUCAUGUCCCUGCGGUUCUAAAGCAGGUGUCGACCCAAGCUUUCUCGACUGCUAAGAAAGCUCCUGUAGCGGCUCGCUCAGUCGUGACAGAAGUCAAAACUGCCGGAGUUGUUGAAACCGCCUCAGGUCUUGCGAAAACCCUGUACACCAAGUACGAACCUGCUGCCAAGGAUCUGUAUUCCAAGUACGAACCAGUAGCUGAACAUUUAGCAGUUUCAACCUGGUGCUCUCUCAACCGGCUCCCGCUCUUCCCUCAGGUGGCUCAAGUUGUCGUUCCAACAGCCAGUUAUUAUACUGAGAAGUACAACCAGACUGUUCAACUUUCAGCUGAGAAAGGGUACAAGGUUGCAUCAUAUCUUCCGUUGGUCCCAACAGAGAAGAUCGGGAAGGUAUUUAGCGUUGAUAAAACCGAGCCUGUGGUUUCGACAGGAGGAGCUGUUGAAGCAAAUUGA
Molecule: messenger RNA, 744 nt
Organism: Fraxinus pennsylvanica
Lineage: Eukaryota; Viridiplantae; Streptophyta; Magnoliopsida; Lamiales; Oleaceae
Source: the annotation of a GenBank genome assembly